Drosophila mojavensis is the source of this 3455-nucleotide messenger RNA. Its product is annotated as phosphate-regulating neutral endopeptidase PHEX. Gene Ontology annotation, cellular component: plasma membrane. The record is from RefSeq and is a predicted model, not a curated record. Gene Ontology annotation, molecular function: metalloendopeptidase activity. Lineage: Eukaryota; Metazoa; Arthropoda; Insecta; Diptera; Drosophilidae. The coding region runs from base 730 to 2739 and encodes 669 amino acids. Gene Ontology annotation, biological process: protein processing. The transcript has 2 exons.
CUCGUUGGCUUUACAUCGCACCUUGUUGCUGUUCGUUUUUAUGAUGGCUUCACUUUUUAUAGCAUCCCGCUAACAAUUGACCUGAUUUUGCGGACACUGUCAACCCUUUGGCACUCUUCACACAUUCACACACAUUACCGUAAAAAUACAUCAGAGGGCUGAUACCAAAGUAUACCCAUAUAGAGGUAUUAUUGAGCACCACCAUUUUGUGUAAAUUUGUCCUUUGAUAGAACAUGAAUUUCAACUUGACGACAGCCAACGAACGAAGCUGCCAAAGUUGAGUUUUGUGAAGCUCAAAUUAAAUCAGCAAUGGCAACCGAAACGGAACCAAACGUCACUCAACUCCACAGUCUUUGACAUUGAUUGGAUUAAGCCGAGAAGAGUUGCUCUGGAAAGCCAGCUAGCUGACUGGGCCAUAACCGCGUUAAGAAGAGCUUUCUAAUCAUUGGCAGCCACUUGCACUAAUUGCCAACAGGAUGAAAAAUCAAAACAAAGAAAGAGAGGGAGAGAGCAGCAAGCAUAGAGCAACAAGCAAUAUUCAGCUGUGUAUAUCUGGAGAGCUCUUCAUCCAUGCCAGUGAAAUGAAAACCAAGCUGCUGCCAGCCAAGCAUUGAAGGCGAUAAUGAAAUAUCGCCUGUUGCGCAAAACCGAGCGAUAAACGCAAUGGUUGAGACGCCACGCCGUAGCUGCCUCAACGGUUUGAAGAGCAGUUGACAUGCAACUGUCGCUAUGGAGUGUCGCCGUUUAUUGAAUUUCCUGCUGCCAUUGAUGCUAGGCAUAUCUGGCACAUGGCUGCUGCCCAUAUCCCCCUUGGAGUUGAUGGAGUUUGACUCGAGGUUUCUGGCACAAGUGCUGCGCAAUGUGAAUGCCAGCGUUGAGCCUUGCGAGGAUUUCUAUGGCUACGCCUGUGGUAAUUGGAGUGCAAACUACGAAAACACUCAAAGCUAUUUGGAUAUGCCUGGCUACAUGGAUUACAAAUACAACACACAACUACUGAACGCUUUAGAAAGGCACAGCCAGCAAGGCGGCAUCUAUGAGCUGCUAUGGGCGUACUAUGUGGCCUGUCGUGACUUGGAGCAGCCGGCACUAAAUGAGCUGCUGCACUUGCUGGAGCCUCAAUUGGGUCUGGAGUGGCCCAUUUUUCGAAGCAAUCACAGCGAACAGUGGCGCAACGAAACCCGAUUCGAUUGGCUGGCCACGCUGGCCAAGCUGCGUAUCUAUGGCCUAAAUGGCGUCUUUAUCAAACAGGAUGUAAAUGUGCGACGCGAAAAUGGAUCGCAUUAUGUGUUGCUGUUGGCGCCGCAACCAGCCGAUGCGGACCCGUUGGGUGAACAGGAGGUAGAAGAUUUGUACGUAGCCUUUGGACUGGAUGAGCCACUGGCCAAGAAUCUGACCGCCAAGUUAAUGCAGCUGGAGUGGCGUCUAGGCAACAUUACGCUCCAGGAAGCUGAACAAUCGACGGACAGCCUGACCGAGUGGACAUUCGCAGAGCUACAGCAACGGCUGCCCCAAAUUAAUUGGCGUCACUAUUUGGCAGAACUACUGGAUGCAGAUGUGGCGGAUUCAGUGCAGCUGUUGCAGGUAACAGCGCUCAAUGCCAGCUAUCUGGAGCAGCUGCAGCUGAUACUCGCAGAGAGCUCCAACGAGACAAUCUGUUAUUAUCUCAUGUUCAAGCUGCUCUAUGCAUUCAACGAGGAGUUGCCGCCAACCGGCUCGAAUGAAACGCGCUCCACGGCCUGUGUGCUGCAGCUGCGCGGUCACAUGCCACUGGCCAUGAACUACCUGUACGAGCUGCACUACUAUAGUGAACGACGUGCGACAACUGAUGCGGCGCUGCAGAAACUGCAGCUAAAGCUAACCAAGGAGUUUGAACGGCUGAUCAACGAGAACUAUUUGCAAUUAGAUGCAUUGGAGCUGUCCUAUGUGCAGGAGGAGCUGCACAGUCUGCGCCUCAAAAUAGGCAAUAUUCCACAAGGCCUAACAAUGUCCCAGUUGAUGACAUACUACAAGGACUUGCAGCUACAACACAAUGAUUUCUAUGGCAACAAGUUGCAGUUGCUACGGUUUUAUCAACGGCUCGACCAACAGCUGCUGACCAACCAGCCAGGCAUGUGGCCGGCCCAUGAAUACUAUCAGCAGGACGCAGUCGUGGCACGCAGCUCGUCCCCAGUGAAAAUCUUUCAAAAUGCCGUGCUGCUGCCACACGGCUACUUGCAACUGCCGCUGUACGAUGCUCGCCUCUCCGACUUGUUGCAGCACGCCCAACUGGGCUUCAUUUUGGCGCACGAGCUGCAGCAUGCAUUUGACUUAUUUCACAUUGUGUACGAUGGCCGAGGCAACUACAAUCAAACCGGGCUGGCGGUGCUACAGCAUUUUGCCAACUUCACCAGCUGCUAUACCGAGCACAAUGCCCAGCAGCAGCUGCUGCUCUCCGAGAGCAUGUCGGACAUUGUGGGCUUACGCCUGGCAUUUGCAUCCUACUUUGAUGGUGUGCCACCCACUGACCGCCCACCCGUGGGCAAUUACACACAGCAGCAGCUCUUCUUUAUCAACUCGGUGCAAUUCUUGUGCGCCAACAUGCAAGAAAUUACGGGCAUGAGCAUCACGCAGGAUGCGGAGCACGGCCUGCAUAAUGAGCGAGUCAAUCGCAAUUGGCCGCAUCACGAGCAAUUUGCCAACGCUUUCAACUGUGCUGCCGGCCAGGCCAUGUACCAGGCGGACAAGUGCCGGCUGUGGUGAGCUAGAGAUCUACUACGAUAUAGAGUGUUGCGUGCGCCUAAUAUAGUCAAUAUCGAUUAACAGUCAGCACAGUUUAUGCAUGCUGGCUGCCCAGGUGCAUAUUAAGUAGAUGGAAAAAGUGUUUUAUACACUCAAAUGAGAGCUAUACGCUUUGAAUAUAUUAAAAUUAUCUACUACGUUAUCUAAAUACAUAUACAAGUUAUAAUUGAUUAAACACAAAGUGAGUUUAAAGAAGUCAAGGAAUUAUUUUUGUUCUCUUGAUCAGUCACUCGAAUUGAGUAGAGAGUAUCCACUAGGUUAGUGCUUUUCCACGCAAAUGAUUAAUAUGAGCACGUAAAUGACCUUGGAUGGCAUAAGGUAACAACCACUACAACAACCAGAGUCCACGCAGCAAUAACAAUAACGUGCAUAAAUUACGCGACCUCCAUUAAUAUGUAAAUGCGGCCACGCCCUCAUUCAUCCAUCCAUCCGGCCAUCCAUGAUGUCAGCGCUACAUUGUCAAAAGGCUCAGCUUGCUGUGCAAAUUAUCCGCAUCAGGCCAAGGAACCAAUUGGACGCGGAUCGGGUUAGGGCGCAGUGGGCAGCGGGCGCGGGCAAUGACUGUCAUAUGUUGUGUUAUAUUGUAUUUUAUUUAAUUUAUUGUCGCGCAUAUUUUGACGGCAAUUUAUGUGGCCCACGCACGUGUUGCAUUUGGAUGCAGUGCUCGCUCGAAAGCC